Messenger RNA from Phycodurus eques (leafy seadragon), 1237 nucleotides. RefSeq names its product prodynorphin (gene pdyn). The transcript has 3 exons. Gene Ontology annotation, cellular component: plasma membrane; neuronal cell body; axon terminus. Bases 84 to 746 code for a protein of 220 amino acids. Gene Ontology annotation, molecular function: opioid receptor binding. The record is from RefSeq and is a predicted model, not a curated record. NCBI's taxonomy places the organism in Eukaryota, Metazoa, Chordata, Actinopteri, Syngnathiformes, Syngnathidae. Gene Ontology annotation, biological process: sensory perception; chemical synaptic transmission; neuropeptide signaling pathway.
GUCAGAGGGAGGAACGCAUCCAGACAUUUGAUGGUGGCUGCGACUCUGCACAUUUGAUCAACUCCUGAGGAAUCUGCUGAAGGAUGGAGUGGUAUGUCCUGGUGCUGAUGCUGAGCUUACCCCCCUCCAUGCACACACAUUGUUCUUCACAGUGUCACAAAUGUUUGCAGUACAUUCUUAAGCCCAACAACGCCUACAGUAGCCUGUGGUGCGGGGUGUUGUGUCAGGAUGAGCCGGGGCUGUGUGAGCAUGCUCCGGGGCUGGAAGACUUGAGACACGAAGGUGAGAAGGCGCAGGAGGGGGAGGACAGCAAAGAAGCCGACGUGCGGUUCGUGAAGAGCCUGGACCAAACCACCAGGGAGCUUCUGUCCUCCCCUUGGCGGGACAAGCACGUCGCGGACUUGUUGAAGAAGAAGACGGGGGAGAGAGGAGCGGACGUGUCGGCGCAAGAAGCGGAGGACGCCCAGGAGGGGAACAUCCUCCGCGGCUACGAUCACGUUAAACGUUACGGCGGCUUUUUACGCAAGUUUGGUCCGAAGUCCAAGAGGAGCGAGGCCGAGGAGCCCGAAGAGCUUCAGAAGCGCUACGGUGGCUUCAUGAGGAGGAUCAGACCGAAACUAAACAACAUCAAGUGGGACAAGCGUUAUGGAGGCUUCCUCCGUCGUCACUUCAAGAUCUCGGCGCGCUCCGCGGAGGAGCCUUUCUCUUCUUACUACGACGACCACCUCAGUCGAGAAACAAGAUGAACCGAGUACAGCACAAUGAACCCUUCCUGCAUCUUUACUUCAUCUUCUAUUUAACCCCAAAUCAUGCCUGCUGUACUCGCUGCCUUUUUUUGUCUGUGCCCUUCGUCGUUGAAUUCGAAGUCGUAGCGUGUUUAAGAAAACCAUGAAUACAAUUAAGACUGCAACUUUUGUCCAUCGUGGUAAAUACAAUAAAAAAAUAUAUUCUACACCAAGAACCUUGGACAAAUUUAAAUCUUUUCAUGACAUGUUGUCACCAGUGAUGAUGCCAAAGAUGUUGACCGAGUUUUUAAUUAGAAAGGAUUCGUCCCGAGUUUUCAAAGUGGAGAAAAGACGAGAGCAGAACAAUACUUAACCUAGAACAUCAAAUAACGUUGACGUGGGCUCGUGUCACAGUCAUAAAAUAUUCAGUAGGCUGCGUGGUCGUGGAAUGCGUGAAACCUUUGUGUCACUGUGAGACCCCAACAGACCUCAGCAGUCCUCACAGUCCUUAG